Messenger RNA from Rhodofomes roseus, 1234 nucleotides. RefSeq lists its product as uncharacterized. The transcript is spliced from 2 exons. Bases 230 to 1183 code for a protein of 317 amino acids. Gene Ontology annotation, molecular function: protein binding. NCBI's taxonomy places the organism in Eukaryota, Fungi, Basidiomycota, Agaricomycetes, Polyporales, Fomitopsidaceae. The record is from RefSeq and is a predicted model, not a curated record.
CUAAAGCUGAAGCUCUGAAGCUUGAAGCUUGAAGCUUGAAGUCUCAGAUCUCAUUAAUCAUUCUCCGGCUGCCACGCACCCGGGUAAGGCAAUUGAACUCACUCUUACUAUGUACGUGCCGGUGCAUACUACAUGCUACUAGUAUAGCGCCACCCGCUGCUACUGUGACCGUGACUUGAACGCGCUAACAUCAACGAACAAUAGUGCCGAGUCGAACUAAGUUACAGCAAUGUCGACACCGUUGAAACGCCCACGUGUCGACAGCGAUCCUCAAGAGGAUACGAAAACAGGCCUAGUCAAAGACAAGGAAGCGUGGUUCCACGACGGAAACAUCGACAUCGUUGCGGGCGGGAUUGCCUUUCGCGUCCACCGCAGCGUUCUCUCCAUCCAUUCCGAGCUAUUCCGCGACAUGCUAUCCAUACCGCAACCCACGGACAAGGGAAGCUCCUGUGACAUCCCGUCCGUGGAAGUCACAGAUUCCGCAGACGACAUGCGGCACUUGUUACUCGCUCUCUACUUCAAUAACGAGUGCUUCAGACCACACAAGACCGUCAAGUUCAAAGUUGUCGACUCACUUAUCCGCCUUGCACACAAGUACCAGGUCAAGAGCGUGUUGGACGAUGCCAUGACCCGCCUGAAGGCAUACUACCCAGAUGACAUGGAUCAGUUCAUCAAAGUGCUGAACGAUCCGCCUGUCUCCCCCCUUCUGCAGCACGACUCUAUGGACUCUCUUCAAGUCAUCCGAAUCGCACGGCUCACCGGGGACACAGCACUCUUACGCCCCGCGUUCUACCUCCUGUGCCAGGCUAUAGACUACCCGGGCCCUCAGACUGACCGUGCCAGUGACGGACCGACGGACUCCGACGAAGACAUCGCACGGGCCAUUGUGGGUAUCAAGGGUAUGCAAAGGGCGACCGACGAUGUGCGUGAGGAGGCUUCCGAGCCAUGCGGGUCAAUGGAAUGCUACAUGUCUCAGUGUCGAGGGGCCCUCAAGUCGAUCCAUAGAACUUACCGUGACGUGUGUGCGGAUUCCGAAGACCGUGAUGCAUUCCGUUGUAUGGAUCUAGAUGAUUGGGCGGAGAUCCUGUGCAGGUGUUGUAUGGAGACUGUCAAGGAGAGGGAGAAUGCGGCGCAGUACCGAGUUUGGGAAGACCUACCGACGAUAUUCAACUUCAGAGUAUAGCGUGCGUAUUCGGCGUCGUAUUCAAUAGAUUUGGGCCGUGUGUUAUCCUCA